This is a messenger RNA of Camponotus floridanus (Florida carpenter ant), 1311 nucleotides long. RefSeq names its product mitochondrial carrier homolog 2. The record is from RefSeq and is a predicted model, not a curated record. The transcript has 8 exons. Lineage: Eukaryota; Metazoa; Arthropoda; Insecta; Hymenoptera; Formicidae. Bases 247 to 1221 code for a protein of 324 amino acids.
UUUUAUCACUCGUGAUUGCCCUUUAGAUUCGCCGAAGGUUCAGGGACACCGACGUGAUGCCACUUCGACUACUUUUGUGUAAAUAGAAAUAUUCUGUCACACACUACUAAUUGGACUCAAUCACCCGGUUGGCAGUCAUCCUUCUGCUUGGUUUGAGAAAAGGCAGGAGAUUAUUCAGGAUAAAUAGGUGGGCUGAGAGAAGAGAAAAUUUAUCGCCAGUGGUAUUAAGUGUUGUGAUCCUAAGCGAUGAAAACUGGGAAGAAAAAAUUUAGAAACUUAUCGAGUAUGCCUCCGAAAUCGAAAGAGACAGAGGUUUUAUGGUCGGAUAUAACCGGCCGCAUACUGAUCAACGCGAUCACUCAUCCUAUCGAGUAUGCAAAGGUUUUGAUACAGAUUGGAUAUGAGCCUAUCCCACCAAAACCAACUGUAACAUUAUUUGGAAAACCAGCGCUGAAAUUACCCAAUGCCUUCACAUAUAUUAAAUACAUAAAGAGCAUAGAUGGUUUCACGGGCUGCUACAGAGGUCUGAUACCAAAGGUAUGUUCCUGUACAGUUAGCACAAUAGCGUGUGAUAAAACUUUGGAGUAUCUACAACAGAAUUGGGUACAGAAUGAAGAUGAAGACGAUGAGAAUGAAAUCAUAAGACGUAAGAAAUGUAUGCGUGAGAUAGUAAGAGAUGUAAUCGGUAGAACUGUCGCGAUCGUAAUUAGUCAUCCUCUAGAAGUCAUUUCAUUAAGGAUGAUGGCUCAAUUUGUGGGUGGAGAGACAAAGUAUAGUAUAUUUGGCUCGUUCCUGGAAAUCUACAGAGAGAAUGGAAUCUUGGGAUAUUAUGCAGGAUUGAUACCGCGUGUUAUAGGAAGUGCCGCGGCUAUAAUUUUAGCUGGUGUCUCCACAUAUGCUAUAAAUAAUUAUGUUAUACAAGAACCGACAAUGAAACCAUAUACUGCGUCAACCAUGAAAUUUUUGGCUACUACUGUGAUGUACCCAUUCCUGGUGGUGUCACAUUGUAUGGCAGUGAAUGACUGUGGAUUGGUGUCUGGUCUACCACCACACAUGCCAAUCUACAAAAACUGGCUACAUUGCUGGUCCCAUUUAUCAGUCCACAACCAAUUGAAGAGAGGCAGUAGUUUGUUAUGGCGUUAUUAUACUGGACCACAAAUGAUAUUGAAUGGCAAAGUGAUACCAGUUAUAGGCGACAAUUUUUACCAUCCCAGCCCUUAACGAGUGUCUCAUCAAGUAAGCCCAGAUGAGUUUGUUAUAAACCAAAUGAACCUGUUAUAAGCCAAAUAUAUUCGACCGAUCUAUCAUGUC